Messenger RNA from Drosophila rhopaloa, 627 nucleotides. RefSeq names its product putative gustatory receptor 93b (gene Gr93d). Gene Ontology annotation, biological process: sensory perception of taste. The record is from RefSeq and is a predicted model, not a curated record. The transcript has 4 exons. The coding region runs from base 1 to 627 and encodes 208 amino acids. NCBI's taxonomy places the organism in Eukaryota, Metazoa, Arthropoda, Insecta, Diptera, Drosophilidae. Gene Ontology annotation, cellular component: membrane.
AUGACUUUGGAAAAGAUUGGCUACAUUAUGUUUUUAUUUCACCUUGUACUUUUGAUACCGAGCUAUUUAUCGAUGAUAAUACUGCAGAUAUUCCAUGGCCCAGAGGUCGUUAAGUUGGUAAACCGAUAUAUUGAACUCUUCCAUCGAGUGAGGUCCUUGAGCUUCAGCAAAGAAGUUGGAUUUGGGGGCGGACGACAAUUAGUACUGGUCCUCUUAUUUAUCGUUAAACCAAAAUCUAAAUCCCUGGGAAGGUUAACUAAUACUAUGAUUCUUUUAAGGGAGAUUUCGUGUGUGAUCAAAUCAUUUCAGGACUUGACUAAUGGUCACCUUUUUUUUAGUCUGGUCAACGAACUCUUUUUAAUUGUCGCGAUCUCUUACCAAUCGAUUAUUGAAUCGAAAUACAUUCAGGAUCUCACUAUUGAGCUUUUAUUUGCCGCUGAACAGAAAGAAUGGAACCAAACGGUGGAAGUAUUUGUGACACAUCUAAACCUUAGGAAGUUAAGAGUUCGUCCUUUGCUUCUUUUCGAUGUUUCCAACGAACUUUUUCUAUUGAUUUUUGCUGGAGUAGUAAACUAUCUGGUUUUUAUAAUGCAAAUAAAAGUAUUUUGUGAGUCAAAAUAUUGGUAA